CUUUGAUUGGGCAAUGGUGUUGGUCAAAUGCGUUGAUCGAAUCUUACGCAUCAACAAAUUUAACAUCCCCAUGCACUGUUCCGGAGGCGGGGGAUCGACUCACGUCGGGCCUUUCGGCACAGAAUACGGUAAAGUCGAUAAUAGGACCUUACUUCUCAGAUACCAUUCAUAGUAUUCUCCCAGUGACAGCCUGCCUAAUUAACAGCAGUCCAGCACAUAUUGCCCUUGGGUGUUCCGCAAAACAGAAUCUCUACAGCGACUACCCGUACCAACAAAGGAACACGAGCUUCCUAUUCCAACCACGCUACUCAACCCGACCCCGUCAAUAUACGUCACGUCACCGUCAGAUAUGGGUGGCACCAAUGAAAACCAGGAAAACAAAGUCGAUGUGGAAUCCACGGUGAAGAGAAACCCACAUCCAGACUUCAAGACUGUGGAGUCGUCAAGACCGCUAUGGUCAGAAGCAACCUUCAAGUACACUCGAACUCCAAAUCCUGACUGGAAGGUUGGGCAAGGAGCCAAUGAUGGCGGGGAGGGCUUGAAGAAAGGACAUGUCGAAAUAGACCCCUAUGAGCCGGGACGACCAGCUGUGUUCAAUUAUAAACUUUUGAUCAGUGCCAUCGUCCCACGGCCCAUUGGAUUCUGCUCAACGGUCUCGAAAGACGGGACAAGUCCGAAUCUGGCGCCGUUUAGUUUCUUCAAUGUCAUCAACCAUGAUCCGCCCCUGUUCGUUUUUGGAUUUUCAGGAGGCUUCGAUCGGGCUAAAGACAGCUGUCGCAACUUAGUCGAUACUGGAGAAUGCUGCAUCAACAUCAUCUCGGAACAUUACAUCGAAGCCGCGAACUUCACUUCUAUCAACACUCCACACGGCAUCUCGGAAUGGGGAGUCGCCGGCUUACACCCUGCCCCUUGCUCCGAGGUGAAACCAUCCCGGGUCAAAGAAGCCAUAUUCUCCAUUGAGGCGAAGUUGGUGGAGACGAAGGAGUUUGAAAGUAGAUCUAUGCCUGGAAAGAAGAGCGGAGUACUAGCCAUCGUCGAAGGUAUCAGGUUCCAUGCGCGCCAGGACGCCAUCAAUGAGGACAAGAAUAUGAUCGAUCCGGCGAUUUUGAGGCCGAUGGGUCGACUGGGAGGAAUCGGUUAUUCGAGGGUUACGGAAGGAAUCGAGCUUCCCAGACCCGACUUCACUGAGGUUUCAAAGAAUGGUAACGCGGGGGAGUUCAUCAAGCCGAAAGCCUAAGGAUAAUAGACGGACAAUAGAGCGGAAGGCCUUUCACCGGCUUAACCUGAGCUAAAAUAUCGACACCACAGAACCCUAGAGGGCUCCACACCAUACCCGUGAAGGAUGAUAUAGACCGUAUAGACCCA
Eremomyces bilateralis CBS 781.70 is the source of this 1365-nucleotide messenger RNA. RefSeq lists its product as uncharacterized. NCBI's taxonomy places the organism in Eukaryota, Fungi, Ascomycota, Dothideomycetes, Eremomycetales, Eremomycetaceae. The record is from RefSeq and is a predicted model, not a curated record. Gene Ontology annotation, molecular function: FMN binding. The coding region runs from base 350 to 1237 and encodes 295 amino acids. The transcript is spliced from 3 exons.